This is a messenger RNA of Nothobranchius furzeri (turquoise killifish), 1344 nucleotides long. RefSeq lists its product as uncharacterized. The record is from RefSeq and is a predicted model, not a curated record. Lineage: Eukaryota; Metazoa; Chordata; Actinopteri; Cyprinodontiformes; Nothobranchiidae.
GAUGAACACUUGAGUGGAGUCACAGGAACACCAGAAAUUGAAAGCCUUCAGCAAAGAAUCCAUAUGUUGUUUGUAGGAUUAUAGCCACAAAAUCUAUUUUCAUUAUAAUAAUGAGCAUUUUCUGUUUUUCUCUAAGCGUGCAUGACAUGGUUAUUUCUGAAGAUGACCUGGAUGAGGAUGUCUUCAAUGAUCCCAUGAACAGUGUAAUUGACUGGGAGGACAGGGAGAAUAUGAGUAGUGCGGAACAGAGGGAUGACAGCUCAGAUGAUGAGUAUCUUCCUCCAAUAUCUAUACGAAUGGGUGGUGCACUAAAAUCAGCUCCUUCCAUAGAUGGUCUUCCUAUAAUUGGCCUUGAUGAGACAGUGCAUGACCUACAAGGUUGUGGAGAUGAUCCUCAGGAGUGCUUGGCUGAUGUUGAUGUGCCAAUUUUGCCAGGAACAGAGAAGGUCAUUGUUGCGGAAGACAUCGUUGGUGUCCGAGCAGCAGUGGUGUAUGAGAACAGCUUGAAGCAGCUUGUUGAGUUUAUAACCCUGCCAUUGGACAGGUGCACCGCUUUAACCCACAAAGCUGAAGUAUGUGGCAGUCGUGCUCCCUUUCACAAAAAAAUCUCCUACAAGGGCACAGCUAUCAGUGUACAAUGGGUAAGCAUCACUGAAAAAAAUCAUAUCAAAUGUAUGCUGUUUCGUCAAGCCUUCUCCUACAAAGUGUAUGAAGCCAGAGUUCUCCUUGCAGCACUGGAUUAUAACUUUCACCUUAAUCGACCAGCAAUCAGGAAUGCUGAAGGCCAACUAAUAUUCAAACGGAAGUACAAUAAGAAUGCCAGAAGGUACAGUGUGUAUUCACUAAAAUCAGAAAAGGGCUACGAAUACAUUCCAGUACUCCAAUCAAAAAUAAUCAACGAGAGGUUGGCGAGAGGAGUCGGGAUGCCUCGUACCAGAUCAAUGAGGGAUGAUGACCCCAGACGGCUCGGUCUUGUGCCACCCAUCGCUCCACCACCUAUUUCGGAGCUAGUGCAGAUCCAAGUCAGCCGAGGUCUUGUAUCAGAACUCAACACAGCUACAGGCCUCCAGUGACGAUCUUGUCUACAUUUACAUGGAGUAUUCUAUACCUGCUGCGUGUUACUAAUGUAAUGUACAUAAAAAUGUAGAUAUUGCACUUUGAUGUCUUUCCUACUGUGCUAACAUGUUGUUCUUUUUACUUGAAGUUGCACAUAAAUUCUGCACAGUCUUUUACGUUAGAUCUAUUCUUUAUUAUCCUAAAGUGUGUAAAAUCAUGUUUCAAGAUUAAAAUGUGUUCCAAAUUUGUCUGUUCAAACUCUGAAUAAGGUUAAUUCAAUUAAAAGUG